AUGGCCAAGCACUCCCCGUUACGAUAUCCUGUACCUCGCACGCUGCUGCGGAAGAGCCUUGCAAUUGACUCUUGGUGCAAAGAGAAUAGCUACGUGAUAGCUGGAUAUUACCAGGCAAAUGAACGCGUGAAAGAUGCCAGUCCAAACCAGGUUGCGGAAAAGGUGGCCUCCAGAAUCGCAGAGGGCUUUAACGAUACAGCGCUCAUAAUGGUUGAUAACACCAAGUUCACGAUGGAGUGCGUAGAGCCCGCCAUUCACCUGUACGAGCUUCACGAGAACAAGUGGAGGUGCAAGGACCCGCACGUUGAUUUUUGUGAAGAUUGGAGCGAAGCCCAGAGAAUCGCUGCAUCUCUCUUGGACAGCAAGUCCUACGAGACGCUUGUAGAUUUUGAUAAUCACCUGGAUGAUAUCCGGAACGACUGGACAAACCCAGAGAUCAACAAAGCCGUCCUCCACCUGUGUUAGGGGGGUCUCUACUGACUAAUUUAUGGGCAUUCCCACUAUGUACUGAAGAGAGAAAAAUGCUAUUUUUGAAUGUAAAUAGAAUAAUAUUCAGUACCUUGUGUGGAAACCCGACUGAUUAAAAAGGAGUGGCACGUCACAUUGCAAAGAGUGAUGUGUCCAUAAGCUGGUGAAUCUUUUUUGUGAGAUUCCUUGGAAGAACUGCAAACUCUGUUACAGCUGUCCUCGCGGACGCCUUCCCAGUCAUAGUGAAUGUUGCUGCUCCUUCAAAAUCAGAACCACUUCUGCUUGUCCCUGCUGUUUGAAUUACAAAGGUUUGACUAAGCUUUUCUAAUCUUUCGAGAGAUUACUUUUUAACGAUUUAUGGAAAUACCUUUC
Molecule: messenger RNA, 840 nt
Organism: Balearica regulorum gibbericeps (East African grey crowned-crane)
Lineage: Eukaryota; Metazoa; Chordata; Aves; Gruiformes; Gruidae
Source: RefSeq, a predicted model, not a curated record